Molecule: messenger RNA, 3113 nt
Organism: Enhydra lutris kenyoni (northern sea otter)
Lineage: Eukaryota; Metazoa; Chordata; Mammalia; Carnivora; Mustelidae
Product: ankyrin repeat domain 44
Exons: 28
Coding region: 97-3078 (993 amino acids)
Molecular function (GO): protein binding
Source: RefSeq, a predicted model, not a curated record
AUUUUGUCCCCUUCCCCCGGCCGUCCCCUCCGCUCCGCCAGCUGCCGGCGUGACAUCUGCGGGCCGGGGACCUGCGCGCGCGCCCGGGACGGAAGAAUGGCAGUGCUCAAACUCGCCGACCAGCCCCCACUGGUCCAGGCAAUCUUCAGCGGUGACCCAGAGGAGAUACGGACGCUCAUCCACAAAACCGAAGAUGUGAAUGCUCUGGAUUCUGAGAAGCGAACCCCACUUCACGUGGCUGCGUUCCUGGGAGAUGCAGAGAUCAUCGAACUCCUCAUUCUGUCAGGAGCUCGUGUCAAUGCCAAGGACAACAUGUGGCUGACCCCACUGCACCGGGCUGUUGCCUCCAGAAGUGAAGAAGCCGUGCAAGUACUGAUCAAGCACUCGGCCGAUGUCAACGCGAGGGACAAGAACUGGCAGACCCCGCUCCACGUGGCGGCGGCCAACAAGGCUGUGAAGUGUGCGGAAGUGAUCAUUCCCCUGCUGAGCAGCGUCAACGUCUCCGACCGAGGGGGCCGCACAGCCUUGCACCACGCCGCUCUGAACGGCCACGUGGAGAUGGUCAACUUACUCUUGGCCAAAGGAGCGAACAUCAACGCGUUUGACAAGAAGGACCGGCGUGCUCUGCACUGGGCGGCCUACAUGGGCCACCUGGAUGUCGUGGCCCUGCUCGUCAGCCAUGGAGCGGAAGUGACGUGUAAGGAUAAGAAGGGUUACACCCCCCUGCACGCUGCAGCCUCCAAUGGACAGAUCAAUGUGGUCAAACAUCUCCUGAAUCUGGGGGUGGAGAUCGAUGAAAUCAACGUCUACGGGAACACGGCCCUCCACCUGGCCUGCUACAAUGGGCAGGAUGCAGUGGUGAACGAGCUGACGGACUACGGUGCUAACGUGAACCAGCCCAACCACAGCGGGUUCACCCCUUUGCAUUUUGCUGCUGCCUCCACACACGGUGCUUUGUGUCUUGAACUAUUAGUAAACAACGGGGCAGAUGUUAACAUCCAGAGUAAAGAUGGCAAAAGUCCACUGCACAUGACAGCUGUCCAUGGAAGGUUCACACGGUCGCAAACCCUCAUUCAGAAUGGCGGUGAAAUUGACUGUGUGGAUAAGGACGGCAACACUCCUCUCCAUGUGGCUGCAAGAUACGGUCAUGAGCUUUUGAUUAACACCUUAAUAACCAGCGGAGCUGACACAGCCAAGUGUGGAAUCCAUAGUAUGUUCCCUUUACACUUAGCGGCCCUAAACGCUCACUCGGACUGCUGCAGAAAGCUUUUAUCGUCGGGCUUUGAAAUAGACACCCCAGAUAAAUUUGGAAGAACGUGCCUUCAUGCUGCUGCCGCAGGAGGUAAUGUGGAAUGUAUAAAACUCUUGCAGAGCAGCGGAGCAGAUUUCCAUAAAAAGGACAAGUGUGGGAGGACACCUUUGCACUAUGCAGCUGCAAACUGUCAUUUCCACUGUAUUGAGACAUUAGUGACCACAGGGGCCAACGUUAAUGAAACAGAUGACUGGGGACGGACAGCUUUGCACUAUGCUGCUGCAUCAGACAUGGAUAGAAAUAAGACUAUGUUAGGAAACGCCCAUGAAAACUCAGAAGAACUUGAAAGAGCCCGAGAGCUGAAGGAAAAGGAGGCUGCGCUAUGUCUAGAGUUUCUGCUUCAAAAUGAUGCAAAUCCGUCGAUCCGGGACAAGGAAGGUUACAAUAGUGUACAUUACGCUGCUGCCUAUGGCCACAGACAAUGUCUGGAAUUGCUUUUAGAAAGAACAAACAAUGGUUUUGAAGACUCAGACUCCGGUGCUACCAAGAGUCCACUCCACUUAGCUGCCUACAAUGGGCACCACCAAGCCUUGGAAGUCCUUCUGCAGUCGUUGGUGGACCUGGACAUCAGGGAUGAGAAAGGCCGCACCGCUCUGGACCUGGCUGCCUUUAAGGGACACACAGAGUGUGUGGAAGCACUUAUCAAUCAGGGCGCGUCCAUCUUUGUGAAAGACAAUGUAACCAAAAGAACCCCACUCCAUGCCUCAGUAAUUAACGGUCACACACUGUGUUUGCGGCUCUUACUAGAAAUUGCGGACAACCCAGAAGCCAUUGACGUGAAAGACGCCAAAGGACAAACCCCACUGAUGCUUGCUGUGGCAUAUGGACACAUUGAUGCUGUUUCACUGUUACUUGAAAAAGAAGCCAAUGUAGAUGCUGUUGACCUCAUGGGCUGCACAGCUUUACACAGAGGGAUUAUGACAGGCCACGAGGAAUGUGUGCAAAUGCUGCUGGAGCAAGAAGUGUCGAUUCUGUGUAAAGACUCCAGAGGAAGGACCCCGCUGCACUACGCGGCUGCUCGCGGCCACGCCACGUGGCUGAGCGAGCUGCUCCAGAUGGCACUGUCCGAGGAGGACUGUUCUUUCAAAGACAACCAAGGCUACACGCCGCUGCACUGGGCUUGUUACAAUGGUAAUGAAAACUGUAUAGAGGUACUUCUGGAGCAAAAAUGUUUUCGCAAAUUUAUCGGUAAUCCCUUCACUCCACUGCACUGUGCAAUAAUAAACGAUCAUGAGAAUUGUGCGUCGUUGCUACUCGGGGCCAUAGAUGCCGGCAUUGUCGGCUGCAGAGAUGACAAAGGCAGGACACCCCUGCAUGCGGCGGCAUUUGCUGACCACGUGGAGUGCUUGCAGCUUCUUCUGAGACACAAUGCUGAAGUGAACGCAGCGGACAAUUCAGGGAAAACAGCACUGAUGAUGGCGGCCGAGAACGGGCAGGCGGGCGCUGUGGAUAUUUUGGUGAACAGUGCCCUGGCUGAUCUGACUGUAAAGGAUAAAGACUUGAACACACCCUUACAUUUGGCUAGUAGCAAAGGUCAUGAAAAAUGUGCCUUGUUAAUACUUGACAAGAUACAAGACGAGAGCCUUAUUAAUGCAAAAAAUAAUGCACUGCAGACACCCCUCCACGUGGCUGCGCGAAACGGCUUGAAGGUGGUGGUAGAGGAGCUGUUGGCCAAAGGGGCCUGUGUACUCGCUGUGGAUGAAAACGCUUCUAGGUCAAAUGGACCCCGUUCUGCACCUGGAAUAGCUGUACAAAAAGAAGAAUGAGACUCUUUAAGCAUUAUGCACAUACACAUGCACAC